AUGGCUCAAACUCCUUACUACGGCGGUAAUCGUCCGCCGCCCCUAUUCGUCGCCGAGCUUGACAGCCAGCCUGGACGUCCCGGUGACGCUCCAUCCCACCACAGGCCUGAUGGUGCACCUGUAUUCGAGAUGAGCGGCGAGCCAGUGCUCGCGGAACAGCAGCAGCAUCAUGAUAUGGACCAGUCAAGUCCCUCCAACCAGUGGCCAUCGCCUCUUCAAACUCCCGGAAUGUCCAAGCCAACGCACCAGGAAGAGGCCAAGGAUAAGCCAAGCAAGGACCCGUCUGCCGCGUCUCAAUCUGCCAUGGCCAAUCCCUGGGCAUAUUUUGGACCCGAACCUUCAGAUAGUACAUCUCAACAGCCGCAACGGCCCCAUAUUGACGACCGCCGGCCCUCAGAGCCAAUAUACAAACCGUAUUCUGGCAAUAGCGAACCAAAUCAACCAGAGGUCCCCUACAGCACACGACCAUCUGGCAACUUUUCGUAUUCAGACAAUCAAAGCGAUGAAAACGUCUACUAUCCUGCACCGCUUAAACUUGCCCAUCGCCCUGCCAAGGCAACAACACCUCCAACCUUCAAGCCAUAUGCUCCGCCGACCUCACAGGAUGCAUCGGACUUACAGCCCAAACCUUUGGGUCGCCCUGAUAGAACCAAUUCUCAGUCACCGGUAGUCUCAAACUCAUACCGACCCUACCGACCGCAUUCGCCUCAGCCUCCUUCUGGUGACUCUGUGCAUCCUCCUAAUGCUCGCCCUGCUACCGCAUCUCCUCCACAGAGUGGUCUCCUAGCAUCUCCCCCAGCGGCUUCCCAGCAGCAAUCUUUGGGCACGGCUCCUCAUCACUUCCAACCGAUACCACCGGUUCAAUCUGCAGAUCCACGGGCUUCAGAUGCCAUAGUGUCGCCAAAACCAUUUACUAGUCUUCCUACCUCACCUGGUCCUCAAGGACAGACGUUGCCAUCACCACAACAGCAGCAUGGAAUUCCUAACGCCGCUCCAGUACAAUCAGUACCUUCAUCCGUGUCUACAUAUCUUCCUUCUCCCAUGACUCCUUCAGCUCAGCCAGCCUCAGCAGUUGCUCCUUCACCAGCAACCCCUGCUCUGAAUGCAGGCGUCCCUUUCACCCAACCACAGUAUACUGCUCACGCCGCCGGCCCAAAUUAUGCCCAGACAUCCACGCCAGGCGCUGUGUCAUCUUCACCAGCAGUAUCGGCAGCACCUUCAGUCAACGCUGGAAUACCAUAUAGUCAACUACAGUAUGCUGCUCCAGUUCAGGCACACAACUACGGACCAAGCCAGGCGUUCACGGCCCCGAGCACAUCGGCGGCAGCCCCUUCACAGCUUCAGUCGCCAGUUGUAUCUAGCCCGGCCUACAACUCGCCUCAGCCGAUGGCUCAGAAUAGUUAUAAUAUUCCGCAACCGACAUAUGCACCGACACAAGGACAAACAACAGCAAAUCCAACGCCAGGCGGCUUCAACCUCCCUUCCCCUCACCAGUCUGCUCCUUACCACCAAGCUGCUCAUGUAGGUCUUGCGAUGCAGCAAUCGCAUCCACAGCAGUCAAAUACACAGUCAUACGGCACACCAGCACCACCAGCAAGCUCACAAUCACCACCGCCUCCUCCUUAUGCAAUCCAAGACACUGGUAUGGGAGCUGGAACGCAGCCUGUAGUACAGAACACUCAUAUGAUGUACCGACCGCCUCCGGUCGGUGCUUACCCUUCGCAGACCCAAUAUCCAACCCAGCCGACAUACGCACCGGCAAUGAGUCCCCCUCUACAGGGCCAGUCAACACAUAGUCUUCAGCCCCCUGCGCUCCCCCCUCGACCUUCUUCAUCACAAGGGUUCGCCCCGUCUGGCUUUGGUGCUGGCCCAACUGGCUACAACCCAUCUAACUACCCGCGUCCACCUCAAACUUAUUUUUCACCUCCUCCUGCAUUGCCACCGCGACCCGGUCUGGGAAAACUUUCGGGCGGCGGAGGAAAGAUAUUUGGUAGCAGCUCCGCUGACAAGUGGUUGAGGAAGACAGGGCAGGCGUUAGAGAGCACGCUGGCACCAUAUCUACAAGGACAAUCUACAUCGUAUCGUCCAGGGACAAACGGUCCACAAGGGCAGCAGGGGCAACCGGUACAUCAAGUUCUGGGAGCCUACCCCCCUCAAGGAAACCAUUUUCACGCACCUCAUCUAGCACCACAGUUUAGGGGUAACCAAGAAUCUGGGCCCUCGCCUCAUGGGCCUGGUGCAUCAUAA
Molecule: messenger RNA, 2247 nt
Organism: Fusarium sp. VM40
Lineage: Eukaryota; Fungi; Ascomycota; Sordariomycetes; Hypocreales; Nectriaceae
Source: the annotation of a GenBank genome assembly